UCCUGGCUCCGCCCCUCCCAGCCCUGAGGCCCCGCCUCUGACUCUACCCCUGUCUCUCUCUCCGCUCCGCCUCUCCUCUUCGUCCCUCCCCCAAGGCCCGGAAGCGAAAGCCUCUCCACCUCUUCCGAGCGGGGUCACGGCCGGGCCGUCGGUAGCCGGGUUUCCUAGAGUGCGGGGCGGUCGGCGGGUCAGGGCAGCCCGGGGCCUGACGCCAUGUCCCGGAACCUGCGCACCGCGCUCAUUUUCGGCGGCUUCAUCUCCCUGAUCGGCGCCGCCUUCUAUCCCAUCUACUUCCGGCCCCUAAUGAGAUUGGAGGAGUACAGAAACCGGAAUCAUCUUGAAGAUGGAAGAGGGCCAACCCUGCCCCUUGGGAAUAUUAACGGACACUGGAAGCUUGGCGAAUUGAAGGCGAAAGCUCCGUGUAAACGUUCCGCCCAUAACAAGUGUUACAGCAGUCGAUUUCUGGAGGCAGAGCGUUUUAAGUGCACACUCAGAUUUCCUUGUAGCUUCUUUUCAUCAGCCAAGACUGAAAUGGCCACUGUGUUCUGCCUUCCAGCUUAUCUGCAUGCACCAUGCGUGGGAGUAAGAGAAGGAACAAGCUAUAAAUCGGGCUGGAAUUGUUCAAGAGGAUGUGCAGCCACCAGGGUUAAAAGUGUGGUCUGAUCCAUUUGGCAGGAAAUGAGAGGGCUGUCACCAGCUCUGAUUAAAAAAGGAGAUUUCUUCAUGCUUUCGAUUCUGCAUGGGGUAUAGUCAGUCACCUCACCAGAGAAUGACGGCUGGAGAAGAAAACUCUAUAAUAUCAUAAAUAAGAGUGCUUGUAAUAAAAGACUGUGCACAAGGAUUAGUAUUUCCCUUCUUAAGUAUCAAAAGAACUCUGGAACAAAUUAUACCAUUAGGAAGGUUUUCAUGAUUCAGUUGAUUUUCCAAAAAUGAAGCUAUCUCACCCAGCUGGGUUUGGAGCAAUCUGCUUAUUAUUCUGUCGUUACCACUUACUCAAGCAAGCUGUGAUAUGAAUACAAGCAACCAGUAGGCUCGGGAAGGUCCGGGUCUAUUUUGCCAUCUUCCAGAUAAGAGAUUUCGGUAAAAAACUGCCAUGCUGAGCUGCCUUAUAGAGCUCUUUGAAAAUGUUCAAGUUGAUAAAGCUCUUUGAGGACAAGGUACUUCGUGCAUUGCACCAUGUUGGAAAAUAAAUAUGAAGCAAGUCAAACUAGAUGCAUACACUUGUGUAGAAAUCAAUAAUCAAUUAAUAGAAGUGAAAAAUAGACAUUAAAAUGAUUUAUUUCUA
Messenger RNA from Symphalangus syndactylus (siamang), 1285 nucleotides. It is a transcript of the gene SMIM20, whose product is annotated as small integral membrane protein 20. Gene Ontology annotation, biological process: mitochondrial respiratory chain complex IV assembly. The record is from RefSeq and is a predicted model, not a curated record. NCBI's taxonomy places the organism in Eukaryota, Metazoa, Chordata, Mammalia, Primates, Hylobatidae. Gene Ontology annotation, cellular component: mitochondrial inner membrane.